This is a messenger RNA of Ilex paraguariensis (yerba mate), 2107 nucleotides long. The record is from the annotation of a GenBank genome assembly. NCBI's taxonomy places the organism in Eukaryota, Viridiplantae, Streptophyta, Magnoliopsida, Aquifoliales, Aquifoliaceae.
UGCUGGUGAUCUUCUUCGAGCAGAAAUAAAAUCUGGUUCUGAAAAUGGGUACAAUCCCUUAUUUUCUGGCUAUUUAAUUUUCUUCAACAUUUGUCCUGGACAAUCAGCAAUGGAAUGUAUAGGAUAAAUCCUGAUUUGCUGUCCUUGACUAGCAUCAUUAUUGAAAAUAUCCAACUCAAGCUAGCCAGCAAAUAAAAUGAACUCUUGGAUUGCCAUCCUUGUACAUUUAGCACGCCUGAAAUGUGGAGAGUCAACAUCUAAUGGUUUACAUCAUUGCUAUAGGCUAAAAUCGUGGUUGGAUGGAUUAUUCACUGUUUUGAUUCUGUAAUUCUUCAGCAAAACAAAGAUAAAUGGGAUCUUAGCAUAUCUUUGUGAUGCUUGAAUUUGUUUACUAUGCAAGACAGAUUCAUGUCUUCAUAACAAGCUCCUGUAGGAUUCCAUUUCCUUUUAAUAUACCUUUGCUUAUAAAACUUUAUUGCAAAUUAGUUCUGAAUCGUGGUGUGAGAGGACUAUGUCCUUGUGAACACUAACUUGGGUCUAGUACCUACUUAAUGGAAGUCUAUGUAAGUGGUUCAGUCUUUUGAGAGGGGGUUUCAUGGUGGCUGCAGAGAUCUGAGAGCAUUCCCAGCAGAAAUUUUUAUUGAUCUGGGUUUUCUCCAGGAUCUCUCAUCUUUAUAGUAUUUUCCUUUAGGCUUGGCCACUGAUUCCUCACAUCCAAUAUUUAGUGUCUUCCAUUUGAUCUAGUAUGCAUCCUAUAUUAAAUGCCUCAGAUGCAUUUACUCUUACAUGUGUUGUAUGUGAAUGUAAAGGUUUAAUUCUUUACAGAAUCUGGAUGUUUAUCUAUCUAUUGAAUGCCAGUUUAGAUUUUGUUCCAAUAAGUUUUGGGUUCUGAUCUUUUGUUGAAUUCCUUAUUUUUGCCCUUGCUUCUAAACUUUUGGUUCUCUCAUAAUCUAUAGGACCAUGAUUCAGAACAUGAUUAAGGAGGGAAAGAUUGUUCCUUCGGAGGUAACAAUCAAGCUCCUCCAGCGAGCAAUGCAGGAAAACAACAAUGACAAAUUUCUAAUUGAUGGUUUUCCUCGUAAUGAGGAAAAUCGUGCGGCAUUUGAGUCCGUUACUGGUAUUGAGCCAGAAUUCGUUCUGUUUGUUGAUUGUUCGGCAGAGGAGAUGGAGAGGCGCCUUUUGAGUCGUAACCAGGGAAGAGAAGAUGAUAACAUUGACACGAUAAGGAAGCGAUUUAAGGUUUAUAUGGAAUCCAGUCUCCCUGUGAUUGAGUAUUACAACUCUAAAGGGAAGGUUCGGAAGAUUGAUGCAGGGAAGCCUAUUGGAGAAGUUUUUGAAGCAGUCAAAGCUGUUUUCACCUCCCCGAAUGACAAGGAGCUUUAAGUUGCCCGCAUAUCAUUGUCCUAUGUCUACAAGUCUAUGUGCAUGGUGUCCGAUCCUUUCUUUGGCGCUCACUUUAGAAGGUUAAAGUUUAUUUUGUUACAAUUAUUUUUUGAACGAGGAGGUUAAAUUCUAAGUGAUGAGGUUGCCGCCUCUUAAUAUCAUGUAUAGUUAGGUGGGAAUCUUGAUGGGAAUACAUAAAAUGUUUUAUUAUAGCAAUCAUGAAAUGCUUUGUUGAUUCCUUAUUAUUGUAAUCAUGAUAUUCUUUCUCUUUCUCUCUCUCUCUCACACACAAACACGCAAACACGCACGCACACACACGCGCACUCGUGCGCACAGUUUUUCUAAGAACCCACGUUAAUAUGAGGUAGUUGAUUCACAGAACUGUGUAUUUGCAGCCCUGUUCAGGCUGCAGGUUAUCAGCCUGUAAUUUUUUAUGCAGAUGUCCACAACCGAAGAUCAAUGAGUACACAUGCUGAGCUCGGGCGAAGUUUAAAGUGGUUACAAAUGAUUUAGGAUCACUGAGAAAGCAAGUACUCUGAGGCACAGACAAGAAGAAAGUUUUCCUGGAAACUUUAUUAAUGGAAUCAACUGUUUAUAGAUUGGUCUGCAAGGUUGUGUCUGGUUUGCGUAUUAGGUUAGUUCAGUAGUCGAAUAGAAGGCAUAACAUAAACUUGUAUGUCUUAAUUCCGAGUUCCUAUUUGUAUGAUACCUUGAUUUAACUUAU